CUGAGAAAGAGAAAGAGAAAGAGAAAGAAAACAAUCUCGAAGAGAGAUCGAAAUGCGAACGCCGUCGAUGGGGAGUAGCUCCCGGCGAUCCUUUGGCCACCGCCGAAUCAUCGACAUCCUCGCCGAUGACCAGGAAUCCGACGAUGAGGGCAUUGCGCCGGUAUUCCUCUCCUCAGAUGGCUCCGAUCUCGUUGAGGUUAUGCUGGAACUGGACCACGAUUCCAUGGUGCUCCGAAGCGUAGCCACUGUCCCUCCCGACACCACCCCCACCCUAAGCCGGAGCUCCUCUACUACAUCAAGGAUUCGGCGGAAGUUCUCUUGGCUUCGAUCCCCAUCCCCUCGUCUCUCCUCGGCCUCAGCCUCGGCCAAUGACUUCUCCGCCAUCGCUGCAGCGCGGGAUGCACGGCGAGCCCAGGCCCGCCUCGCCCGUACCCGUUCAGGCGCAAAGCGGGCGUUGAAGGGACUGAAAUUCAUCAGCCACACCACCAGCGGUAGCUGCGGUGAUCCCACCGAUCUCUGGCGCCGCGUCGAGGAUCGCUUCAAUAAGCUCUCCCGCGAUGGCCUUCUCUCUCGCGACGACUUCGGCGAAUGCAUCGGCAUGGGGGAUUCGAAGGAGUUCGCGACGGGGAUCUUCGAUGCCCUCGCAAGAAGAAGACGUCAAACGCUUGAAAGAAUAUCAAAAGAAGAGCUCUAUGAAUUUUGGCUCCAGAUCUCCGAUCAAAGCUUCGACGCUCGUCUCCAGAUCUUUUUCGACAUGGCGGACACGAACGAGGAUGGAAGAAUAACGAGGGAGGAAUUAGAAGAGUUGAUAGUCCUCAGCGCGUCAGCAAACAAGCUGUCGAAGCUCAAGGAACAGGCAGCCGAAUAUGCCGCCCUUAUCAUGGAGGAGCUCGACCCUGAGAAUUUCGGUUACAUCGAGUUGUGGCAGCUGGAAGGGCUCUUACUACAGCGCGACAGCUACAUGAGCUACAGCCGUCCGCUAAGCACGGCCAGCGGUGGAACCACCGGCUGGAGCCAAGGGCUAGGCCCGUCUCGGCCGGCCAGAAGCUGGCUAGCGCCGCUACGGAGGGCUGCCAUCCGGGCCCGGCUGGCGGCGCAAAUUGGCUGGCGGCGAGCGUGGGUGAUAGCGGCUUGGGUGGCUGCGAUGGCCGGCUUGUUCGCCUGGAAGUUCGUACAGUACCGGCGCCGAGCCGCCUUCGAGGUCAUGGGUUACUGCCUCCCAACUGCCAAAGGCGCCGCCGAGACACUGAAGCUCAACAUGGCUCUGGUUCUCUUGCCAGUUUGCCGGAAUACGCUGACGUGGCUCCGGUCCACCAAAGCCCACCUCUUCGUCCCCUUCGACGACAAUAUCAAUUUCCACAAGAUGAUCGCGAUGGGCAUCGUGAUUGGGAUUCUAGUCCACGCUGGCAACCAUCUAACAUGCGAUUUCCCUCGUGUGAUCCGUUCGUCGCCGGAGCAGUACGCGAUCGUGGCACGUGACUUCGGGUCGGAGAAGCCCACGUUCAAAAGCCUUCUCUUCGGGGUCGAGGGGGUGACGGGAAUCGCCAUGGUAGUUCUCAUGGCCAUCUCUUUCACUCUCGCUACUCAUCCGUUCAGGAAAAAUGGAGGGCGGUUACCGUACCCGUUGAAUAAACUCACCGGAUUCAACGCCUUUUGGUAUUCACAUCACCUCCUCGCCAUCGUCUACGUGUUGCUCAUCGUCCAUGGCUACUUCAUGUUCCUCGUUCAUAGAUGGUAUCAGAGAACGACAUGGAUGUAUAUAUCAGUUCCAUUGUUACUUUAUAUUGGGGAGAGAACUCUUCGAGCUUUUCGUUCGCAAGUUUACUCUGUUAAAAUCUUAAAGGUUUCAUUAUUGCCAGGGAGCGUUCUGACUAUAAUCAUGUCGAAGCCUCAUGGAUUUCGUCACAGAAGUGGACAAUAUAUAUUCUUACAGUGCCCAACAAUAUCAUCAUUUGAAUGGCAUCCUUUCUCCAUCACUAGUGCUCCAGGAGAUGAUCAUCUCAGUGUCCACAUUCGAACAAUAGGGGACUGGACUCAAGAACUGAAACGCAUAUUCAUAGAGCACCAUCAAUCUCCUUCUUUUACAGGAAGAGCCAAACUGAAUCAAUUCUUUGCAGAGAAACAGAGUUUGCCGAGAUUGCUUGUCGAUGGCCCUUACGGUGCACCAGCACAAGACUACCGGAAUUUUGACGUGCUUCUCCUGGUAGGCCUAGGAAUUGGAGCAACACCUUUUAUUAGUAUUCUCAGAGACCUCCUCAACAACAUAAAAACAGCAGAGGAACUAAUGGACUCAACAACAGAGACCAGCACAUCAGAUGACAGCAACAAUAGCUUUAAUGUCUCCACAGCCAGCAGCAGCAAAAAAAGGUCACCAAGAACAACUAGUGCUCAUUUCUAUUGGGUCACAAGGGAAGCAGGAUCAUUUGAGUGGUUCAAAGGAGUUAUGGAUGAAGUAGCUGGAAUGGAUAAAAAGGGUGUCAUUGAGAUGCAUAAUUAUUUAACAAGUGUUUAUGAAGAAGGAGAUGCAAGGACGACUCUUCUUGCCAUGGUUCAGGCUAUCAAUCAUGCCAAGCAUGGUGUUGACAUUGUCUCCGGCACUAGGGUAAGAACACAUUUUGCAAGGCCAAACUGGAAUGAAGUGUUUGCAAGAAUAUCCUCCAAGCACCCAGGUGCCACAGUAGGUGUAUUCUAUUGUGGCAAUCCAGUUUUAGCAAAGGAGCUCAAAAAAUUAUCACAUGAAUCAAGCCAUAAGACCUCCACCAGAUUUCAUUUUCACAAAGAGUAUUUCUGAUAAACCAGGACAUGAAGAUUUUGCUUGAUUUUUAAAAUCAAAAGACGGCUUCCUUGCGGUAUUUUUCUUAUGUAAAAUGUAUAUACAUAUAUUUCUUAAGUAGGUAAUAGCCUUGAGCAUUCUCAUCCAUCAAAAAUUUUUAGCAAUUAUACAUGUAUAUUGUAAUAAUUUCAAUGAUGCCAAUAUAAACAUAUAUAUAUAUAUAUAUAUAUAUGUAUGUUAGCAA
Molecule: messenger RNA, 3017 nt
Organism: Dioscorea cayenensis subsp. rotundata (Guinea yam)
Lineage: Eukaryota; Viridiplantae; Streptophyta; Magnoliopsida; Dioscoreales; Dioscoreaceae
Product: respiratory burst oxidase homolog protein E-like
Cellular component (GO): plasma membrane
Molecular function (GO): NAD(P)H oxidase H2O2-forming activity; calcium ion binding; peroxidase activity
Source: RefSeq, a predicted model, not a curated record